UGAAGAUAAACAAAUGAGCAUAGAAUAGAAAAAUUGGAAUUCCAAGAGAAGGUGGCUAGCAACCUUUGCACUUCCCCUUUCCCUCCCUGGAAACACGUCUGCGGUUUUCUUGUCAACUUGCGAGAGUGUGUGUGUGUGUGUUGGUUGCAUUAGAAUUAAAAACCCACAAACCUUGUAGAGAGAGAGAGAGAGAUAAAAGCAACGGAAUCCAGAAACGAACAAAAGAGGAACCGUAAAGAUCGAUUGGAAUCCCCUCCGACUUAUCCCUCUCAAUAGUUAAGGCCUCCCUCCAUUUGUUUUUUUUUUAUUCUUGGUCUGAGGGGAAAAGGAGAGAAAGAAUUAUGCAAGAAUUACCAGCUUUUUCAUUUCAUGCAAAGCCGCCGCUGUGAGGAUCUUCCGGCGGGUGUGGCGGGGGGGGGGGGGGGGGUCUUUUUUCUGUUAAAUUAUUUGAAGUGAUGGGUUCGAGCGCAAUUGUGACCUCCGCCGGUGGCGGCGGAGGUGUCGGAUGGUGGAGGUGGUUCUGGCACAGUAGCAAUGGCGGUGGGAAGAGCAGUAACAGUACGAGUAAGAAUGGGAGUCAUAAUCACGAGGCGUGUGUUUUGUCGUCAGCUUUUGCGUAUUUCCUGUUUUCGUUUGUCGUUUUGGGGUCGAUUGGUAACUUAUAUGCGAGAUUCAUGCUCACGCCUAACGCGCGCACGGGGAUCACGGCUCUCGGGUGUCAAGAGGACAAUGAGGGAUCGUGGGCUCUAGGCGUUUUCUAUGGCGACUCCCCCUUUUCUCUCAAACCCAUUGAAGCUAUGAACGUCUGGAAGGACAAGAGUGCAGCAUGGCCUGUAGCCAACCCAGUUAUCACUUGUGCCUCAGUUUCUGAUGCUGGGUUCCCAAGCAAUUUUGUUGCCGAUCCUUUUCUUUAUGCACAGGGUGAAAUCCUUUACCUAUUCUACGAAACCAAAAAUUCAAUCACAAUGCAAGGAGAUAUUGGAGUUGCAAGGAGUAUAGACAAGGGAGCAACAUGGAAACAGCUGGGUAUCGCGCUCGACGAAGAUUGGCAUCUCUCCUAUCCAUAUGUCUUUGAGUACAAUGGAAAUAUAUAUAUGAUGCCAGAGGGCAGUGCAAAUGGGGAUCUUCGUCUUUAUCGCGCAAUCGACUUCCCUUUAAAAUGGACAUUGCAUAAGGUUAUUAUGAAAAAGCCGCUAGUAGACUCAUUUAUGAUUCCUCGUGAAGGUAAAUUCUGGCUUUUUGGUUCUGAUCACACUGGGAUUGGCACCAAGAAGAACGGACAGCUGGAGAUCUGGCACAGCAGCUCACCUCUAGGUCCCUGGAAACCUCACAAGAAGAACCCUAUAUAUAACACAGACAAGAGCAUGGGAGCCCGGAAUGGAGGGAGACCUUUUGUUUAUAAGGGAAAUCUUUAUCGUAUUGGUCAAGACUGUGGCCAGACAUACGGCCAUAGAAUACGAGUGUUUAGGGUUGAAGUUCUGAACACUGAGGAGUUCAAAGAAGUUGAGGUUCCGUUUCCCUCCAAAGAGCCCGCUAAGGGACGAAAUGCUUGGAACGGGGCCCGCAACCAUCACCUUGAUGUACAGCAGCUCAGCUCUGGGCAGUGGAUUGCAGUUCUAGAUGGAGACCGAGUGCCGUCUGGAGAUGCAGUUCAUCGCUUCAUUCUUGGGUCUGCUUCAGUUGUUGCUGUUGCUGGUCUAGUCAUGCUUGUCGGCUUGCUGCUUGGGGCUGUAAAGUGUUUAGUGCCCUUAAGUUGGUGCCCUCACAGCAUGGAAAAGAGAAGUGACACUUUCUUAACUUGGGAGAGGCCAAACUUAUUCUCUUCAAAGCUUAGACUUUUUUGCAGUCGCUUGAACCGAGCAGGUUUGAUUCUCCGUGCGAGAAUAAGACCAAACACUUGCACCGGAAUUUUUGUCCUCCUUGUGACCAUUGUGGGGGCUGUGAUGCUAAUGUGUACUGGUGUUAAGUAUAUCUAUGGCGGUAGCGGGGCUGAGGAACCCUACCUGUUGGACGGACACUACUCCCAGUUUACAUUACUAACAAUGACGUACGAUGCUCGCCUUUGGAAUUUGAAAAUGUAUAUAAAACAUUACUCAAGAUGCUCCUCUGUGCGUGAGAUAGUCGUGGUCUGGAACAAAGGAAUACCACCACAACCGGGUGAUUUUGACUCAGCAGUGCCGGUAAGGAUAAGAGUAGAGAAAAAUAAUUCACUGAACAACCGAUUUAAGGUUGACCCUUUGAUUAAGACCCGAGCGGUUCUUGAGCUCGAUGAUGACAUUAUGAUGACCUGUGAUGAUAUUGAACGAGGGUUCAAGGUAUGGCGCGAGCAUCCAGAUAGGAUUGUCGGUUUCUAUCCUCGGCUCAUCAACAGCAGCCCUUUGAAGUAUAGAGGCGAGAAACAUGCUCGUAAGCACAAUGGAUACAACAUGAUUUUGACGGGGGCUGCUUUCGUUGAUGCUAAGGUAGCAUUUGAGAGGUAUUGGACCGCAGAAGCUGAAGCUGGUCGAGCAUUGGUGGAUAGCUAUUUCAACUGUGAGGAUGUGCUGAUGAACUACUUGUACGCAAACGCGAGCUCUUCAAGCGUAGUCGAGUAUGUUAAACCUGCAUGGGCAGUCGAUACCUCGAAAUUGUCAGGCGUCGCAAUUAGCCGGAACACACAGGCUCAUUAUGGGGUCAGAAGCAACUGUUUAACGAAAUUUGCAGGUAUGUAUGGCGGUUUAACUCACAGAAAAGCUGAAUUUAGCAGUAGGAAGGAUGGGUGGGAUGUAUAGUUAAGACAGAUUGGUCAAGGUAAAAAGCUUAGAUGCCUUUGUUUGAUUUUGUUUUUAUGUUUGUCUUCUUGGUCUUUUUCUCUACAACUGUAUGUUUGUUUAUAGCCUACAAUGUUGUUGUGAAUUUUUGUGAGAAAUCUCAGAGUGUCUUAGUUCUGGUCAGUCAAACUGUACAGUGUUCUGAAUGAAAAUACAUGGUGGUGGUUCUCUUUUUUUCUUGUAUUUUGGGAAAUUUGAUGCCUCUACAGUCUA
Messenger RNA from Sesamum indicum (sesame), 3023 nucleotides. RefSeq names its product glycosyltransferase family protein 47. The record is from RefSeq and is a predicted model, not a curated record. NCBI's taxonomy places the organism in Eukaryota, Viridiplantae, Streptophyta, Magnoliopsida, Lamiales, Pedaliaceae. Gene Ontology annotation, cellular component: membrane. Gene Ontology annotation, molecular function: glycosyltransferase activity.